AUGGAAAUUAAAAGUAUUCUUGAUGUUGUGGACGUGGACUUUUAUAAAAAAACGGAUGAGGAAUUAUUAACAUGGUUGGUGAACAAAAAUUUGAUAAAGCAAUUAUUUAACGACCUCACAACAGUCCAACGUGAAGCAAAUAACGUGCUAAAAAGACAUCUCAAAGGACUAAGAACUAAUACAAAUAGGUACUACAUCAAAGGGGAAAGGCUAUUUGUUGAUAACAAAGUUAAGACCGUCCAAGAAUUACUAGAAUUUGAACAGGCUGAAGCGGAAGCUAUACGGAGUCAAGUACAUCCUAACAGUGCUCCUGAGACUCCCACUCCAACCAUAUCUGUUCAAAACCUAAAACCACCGGUAAUUCAAAACAAUCUUAAAGCCAUCGUACAGGGAGAAUUUAGUGUUAAACACACUAAUAGGACCACGAUUCUCUUUGUCGAUGGCAAAGAGGACUACGAGAAAGUUCUAAAUAAUGUGAAAACAGAAAAAAAGGCCAAUCACAUUUAUACUGCGUACAACGACAAGUCCCACGCGUUCGUGCUACGAGGCCCAGCCGAGGGAACGAAGAUACAAGACAUCAAAGACAAUCUAGCAGAAGAACACGAAAUAGUGGCCAGGGAAGUGUACAAAAUGAAGACCAAGGAGCGUCCCCUCUACCUGGUGGUAACUGAAUUGGCAAUUACUCUUGACUAUAUUAAUAAGAACACCAGAAGAGUCUUGUAUACAAGAGUAACCUGGGAAAUAAGAAAAUCAGUAAAGCAAAUCAUUCAAUGUCAUACAUGCCAGGAGUGGGGACACGCCACAGCUAAUUGGGACGUAAAUCCAUCAUCCUCUAAUUUAAACCACGAUACCAACGAUGAUAGUUCAGGUAGUAGCUCUUUGUCAACAAUUUCAGAAGAUGUUACGACUGGUGACUUCAAUUAUAGUCCUUCAGAAAGUGACGCUGAAGAAAGUGACGCUGAAUCAUCAACAUCAUCUGAAUCGCAAGUUCCCUCAUCAUCCGAACCGCAAGUUCCCUCAUCAUCCCUUCCUAACGAUACAUUAAUUCAAGAAAAAGAAGCUCUACGAUCAUUUUUUAAUAUUCCAACUUCCGAGCGCUUUUCUACAACUGUACGAAUUGGUCUGUCUCUGAUAGCCAAUGUAGAUUUAAAAAAUGUUUUGCAGACUCGAAUUCUAGUUUCAUUUAACGUGAAAUAA
Psylliodes chrysocephalus is the source of this 1197-nucleotide messenger RNA. Lineage: Eukaryota; Metazoa; Arthropoda; Insecta; Coleoptera; Chrysomelidae. The record is from the annotation of a GenBank genome assembly.